AUGUCCUUCCGGAACAUAAACCCUGAUCUCAACAUCCCCGGCGCACCAGAGUACCCCGACACGCUCUCUCCCACCGAACUCGCCAACACCACAGUCCACCCACCACGAGAACUCGAUCCCGAAUACACCACCGACCCCUUCGACGUCCUCCCUCCCUCUUUCCCCGCCACCAAGGAACUGCCCGACCCGCUCGUUCACCCAGCCCUCUACGCAGCAGCCGCAGACGUGAUCCGACUGACUAACUACUACCUCUGGGCCCACGGCCCAUACAGCGUACCCCCAAAAGAAGAAUGGGUCAUCCAGGAAGCUCUGAAAUUCCCGGGCAGAUUUCCCCUACCCCCCGAUCCACGCACACUGUAUGUCAAGGAAGGAGGUGGCGAUCCGACGGGUGACGGUAAGAAACUAUGGACGAAAGCGUGCAGAGUCGUGAAGAAGAUGGGCGUCGAGGAGAAGAAGAGAUUCCUCAAGACUACGCGGCAACAGCAUUUGGAUGUGCAUAAUAGCGGGUACAAGGAUACGAUCGCUCACUUUGAAAAACAUAUGAUGCGCUUCUUCUGCCGGUACCUUGUCUGGCGCGAGCAUGUCAACAGCAACCAUGAUGACGAGCAACCCAGCCGUCAGGAGAUGGAGGAAUUUUGGACACGGCACGAGAGCGGCGCGAGUCUCGCGGAGAUAUGCCACGCGUUCCCCAACGCCCGUGAUAUGCACAUGCUGGUCUACCGUAUCGAGCGAUUUGCCGUAUACACGCCCAAGCCAGCUGUGGACGGCGAUCCAACAGAGUCGUUAUACAUGCGCAAACGCGUCCCGUCACGGUUCGAGAUCCAAGAAGAUAUCCAGGACCAUCUUGAAAUUGUCGGCGCUGCCACGCUUCCGCAACUUCUGCAGGAAGUGUAUCCCAACGGUAUUGGAAACGAGCAGAUCGUCGCAGAUGUUCUUUUUGCAACAACUGUUCUGUCACCCGUUGUAGGUUCGUUCUACCUCGCCGCAAACCCUAGCCCGACGCCGAGAGAAGUUCGGAGUCGGCUGUGCGAGAUCGACGGUCGCACACUGGACAGCCUUGUUGAUGCAUUUGCCAAUCGCAUUCAUAACCCCGGCGACUUUCUCGCACUGCUGUCUUCCGUCGGUUACGAGGACGAUGGUCUGUGGUACGCACGCACUGUUUCUGACGGUGAAAUUGAGUCCCAAGCAGAGAGCCUGGCAACGCGCAACUAUGCACGUCUCCUGUUCAUGCUCGGCAAAAACGAGGUAGCGGUAGCUGGCUUGCUGGCAGAAAUCGCCGACUGGGAUUCUGCAUCUGGUAGGUACGUGAGGAGACCUGAGAUUGUACCCCCGAGUCCAACGGAAGUCGACGAGGAGGUGUACAUGCGUGCGCCACCUCAGACACUGAGCAUCGACAUCUUUCCUGGGGAAGAAACAGCCCCUUUCGUACCGCUAGGACCGACUGGAGUCGAUGGAACUACACAGACUGAGCAUGCUCCGCCUGUUACUCCUUCUAUCGCUCCUCCUACUGCUCCUCCUGUUGCUCCUCCAGUUGCUCCUCCCAUUGUCCCCGAAGAUGAAGUCCCUCCGCCCGAGGAUCCCGAACCGGCUCCAGCGCCCACAGAAAAGCGCAAGCGGACAGAGGAAGACCAGCCCGGACCGUCUACAAAGAAGCCCAAGCCUCGAGAAGAGACCCCAUCCGACGACGACUUGCUCUCAUCCGAAGAAGAAGACGAAGAGACCGCAGCGUACUUUGAAACACACUUUGGUUUACGCCCAGGCACAUCUACCACUGGCGGUACGGGUAAUACUGGAAAGAAGGGCACUGAUAAGGCGCCUGGAAAGAAGUCCAAGCCCACGCGUAGCACUCGAAGAACUCGGGCAGGAGACGACACGGAGCUUGUGCAAUGCGGUGGGACAACGAAAAAGAACGCACGUUGCCAACUGAAAAAGAAUUUGCCGGUUGGAGAAGCGUAUCUUUGUAAAACGCACAGCGAUGCAGCAUAA
This is a messenger RNA of Dothidotthia symphoricarpi CBS 119687, 1986 nucleotides long. RefSeq lists its product as uncharacterized. Lineage: Eukaryota; Fungi; Ascomycota; Dothideomycetes; Pleosporales; Dothidotthiaceae. The transcript has a single exon. The record is from RefSeq and is a predicted model, not a curated record. Bases 1 to 1986 code for a protein of 661 amino acids.